AUGCGCGCACCAUCGUCGGAGCUCCUCUGGGCAAUGCGAGUUGCAUGCCGGGUCCCAUCAUCGCAAAAUGCCUGCUUUGCAAGAGCUGCGCGGCAAACAAUGCCAGUGCGCACAACUCGACCAUUAACCACCUCAUCACGACUUUGCGCCGUCGCUCCACAACCUCAAUCACGAUCUCAGCUUUCAGGUGGUCGUCCAGAUCCGCCUCGAAUUAAUCCACGUGCUCCCAAAACUCAUGACCGUGGUCCAGUCUCCGAAGAAGAAACACAAACCGAUUUCUCCAAGAUGGACAUCCUCGCGAACGCAGGCGCAGUGACUCCUGCAACUAGCAUUGAUGCAUGUGUGAACGAUGGCUUCCAUCUCAACAAUGGGCAACAAACCGUCGGCGGAAUGGGCCUUCUUCUGCUCGAUGGCGAGGCAUUCGUGUGGACUCCCUGGGACACAAAUGCAGUAUCGAACGCAGAAGGUUUUGGCAAGCUGCUUGACAAGAGAGGGAUCAUUAACAUCCCGAAAUCGUCGCUAGGGGUCUUGGAGCUUGUUUACCCCAAGCCGGAUCUUCUGAUUAUUGGCACUGGAAGGAAACUGUGGAUGUUGGGAAAAGAGACGAGGGAAUAUCUGUCCGAGAGGCUGGGGAUCAGAGUGGAUGUUAUGGAUACGGGCAAUGCUGCAGCGGCAUAUAAUCUACUGGCAAUGGAAAGGGGCGUCACUGAGGUUGCUGGUCUGAUGAUCCCGGAUGGCUUUAGAGGGAUCUAA
This is a messenger RNA of Exophiala bonariae, 753 nucleotides long. RefSeq lists its product as uncharacterized. Gene Ontology annotation, biological process: mitochondrial respiratory chain complex I assembly. The transcript has a single exon. The coding region runs from base 1 to 753 and encodes 250 amino acids. Gene Ontology annotation, cellular component: mitochondrial inner membrane. NCBI's taxonomy places the organism in Eukaryota, Fungi, Ascomycota, Eurotiomycetes, Chaetothyriales, Herpotrichiellaceae. The record is from RefSeq and is a predicted model, not a curated record.